AUGCAGAGAAGUGAAAUACAAACAAAUAAAGACAGCCUCUAUAAUUUGCUGGAAAUAUCGAAAAAAGCAAGCACUGAGGAAGUAAGACAUGCGUACAAAAAGGCAGCAAAAAAAACGCACCCAGAUGCAUACGUGGAGUCCACUGGGAAGUUUGAGGAGAUAAACAUGGCAUACUCAAUACUUGCAAACAGAAAGCAACGGCUUCUGUACAACAUGUUUGGCGACAGCAUUCUUCCCAUUCUAGUGGACAACAGGUACGCGCAGUACAUAGAGUCACUUCUUACAAACAAGGCCUUGGUGCUAGGAUUAGUUGCUCUGAACUCUUUUAUUCUGGCGACUGUUUUCUAUCCAUAUUUGGUGCUUCUUGCAGGAGUUGAGAUUAUUCCAUUUUUUGCGCUGACAAUGGUGCCGCACUUUGUAGUGUAUUUCAUUGCAAUGGGCACGGUUCUCAAGAUGUGUCCUGUGGAGGUAAAGUACAGGGCAUCUAGCUAUGGGGCAGUGGCAGGCCUUAUUCUGCUGCAGGCCUUAUUUAGUCUUCUCUAUAUAGACAAGAUUAUGUCACGACGUGCCUUCUACAUUGGGGCAAUAGUUAUUGAGUUAGGGCACGUUGCUGCUGAGUUUAUGAGAAAUUGCUUGCACAUGGAAAUAACAACAUGGUCCUUUAUCAUUAAAAAGACAGUGAGGCGUCUUGCAGGCAUCUUUUCACUUGUCUUGACUCUUCUUAGAAUCUCCUUGACAGGCAUGCUUCUAUUGGACAGGUUUGUGUACGUGCCUGUUAUGCUUGUUUCUAUGUAUGCUGCAGUCUUAGGGCUGCGCAGCAAGCACACUCCGCUUUUGUGUGGAUCAAUGGGCAUAGGAGUGUUUGUAACAGGCGCACUGAUUGCGUACAUGGGGACAGGCCAGCUGGGUGUUUUCGGGUGGCUUGCUGUGUUUGUAAUGCUCAUUCUUUCGCUAAGCUUUUCAAUUUUUGCCAUCUACAAAAUGUCCUAUAUGUUUGAGACAGCAAAGUGGGACCGGAUAGGCACAUACAUCAAGGACCGGAUUGAGGCCAGGCCGCAGCGCCCGGUGUGCAAUAGCAGGCGCGCAGCGUAG
Nematocida ausubeli is the source of this 1092-nucleotide messenger RNA. RefSeq lists its product as uncharacterized. The record is from RefSeq and is a predicted model, not a curated record. NCBI's taxonomy places the organism in Eukaryota, Fungi, Microsporidia. Bases 1 to 1092 code for a protein of 363 amino acids. The transcript has a single exon. Gene Ontology annotation, cellular component: endoplasmic reticulum. Gene Ontology annotation, molecular function: misfolded protein binding; protein-folding chaperone binding.